AAUGAAUCUCUUUUCAAUAAUCUUGUAUCGUGUGGGAGGUAUCUAACAUUUUCCAUCGCCUCGCAUUGUUCAACAUCCGUUGGUCGUAAUACAUACUUGAUCUACGAAAGCUUUCUCCGAGAAAUCCACAUAAAAAACGGCGUGGACAACUGUAUGGGACAGGGCUGGAGCAAUGGAGGAUCCAGUCCGUGCCUUGGAGUUUCCAGCUCAACGAGCGUUGAUGGCUUCAGAUGAAUCUCGUCCGUGCUCUCCAAGCGGAGACGAAUAUCCACUAGUCCCAUCUUCGUUCGCUACAGCUCAGAUUCCACCGGACCUAUUGGAUCGUGACGAGGUUGAUUCGCUACAGGGAGACGAGUUAGGCAGCGUUCGUGGUUAUGGAUACCAUUCUUCGGCGUCUUCAAUGGGGCAUUCGAGUGAUGUCUCAGCACGGGAUUUGGAGGAUGAGAAACUGCUGCGAGGCCCCUCACCGUCAUCGAGUCAUUCGUCUGUGUCUUCGAUUCCUCCCUCUGCGCUUGUUCAUUCGUCUAAUGCGUUGAAAUCGCCAAGGACUGCUGGAACGCGUCAACAUACCUACCGCCGCAGCGGUACGUUUCGGAGACAGAAUUCGGUGCCCUCCAUACAGAUACAUAGCGACGAUGAGUCCGAUGAAUACGAGACAUCGUGGCGCGGGGGAGGCCAACGCCGUUCUGAAUUCUCCAUGCGUUCUCCGGCUUCCCCGUCGAUGAAGCGGUUGCCGUACUACUCACCCAGGGGAUCAGCCAGCAAACAGAGCAUCAAAAGGGAAUAUCCGCUAGUCCUCCUGCAUUGCAAUCUACUUCCACCUUCGCUUCCGGUCAUCGGCUACACCGGGGUUCCCAACCAGAAGAUCCUAAAGGAAGUCCUACCCACAAAGUACUACCGACGGUGGAAACUCCUAGAAGAAAAAGUCGGCUCAGGAGUCCUCCGUGACCGGGGCGUCCUCAUCUCCCAUCCAGAAGACACCUACGACCUUCUCGAGGAGCGACUACUCGAAAGCCUAGAACUCCAACAACCACGUCUCCACCACGGCCACUUCUUAAGACAACAAGAGUACGAUUCAGACAGAGACGAUGGCGCAACGGAUGACGAGCAAGGCGAAGUAUGCACGGACUGUGGUGGACGAGUCGUCACUUGCAACGAUCAGAACCGUAAAUGGGAAAUCAAGGUGUUUGCGGCAAAUGGGUUGAUGAGAGCUGGGGCGUGGGCUGCGGCGUGGAAGGAGAUGGAGAAGGUGGACGUGGAGGUUGGGUUGUGGCUUCCGGGGGAUGUGAGGAGGGAGCUUGAGAGGAGGUUGUUGGAGGAUGAGGUGGAGUGCAAAUUGCCCUCACAGUUGUAUAAACAGCACAGCGAGAUGAGCUGGGGGUCGCGUCCUCCGUCGGUACAAGAAGAGGCGCGCAGCCCAUUGACGGAGCGCAGUUCUACUGCUAAUGAUUCUUCCCUUUAUCUUGCCUCACCACCAGCAUCGCAAGAACAAGAGCAGGUCUCCUCGAAUUUGCACAACAGAAAGUCGGCCGCAGGCAUCGAUCUUCGAACAUUGCUCAUCAAUUACAUCCGCGUGCUGGCUAGUGACAGACGCAAUAUAGCAAUUGGAAUCCUCAGUAUCUUUGUUGUAUUCUUGGCCAUCGCCGGUGCCCGGGUUCCAGCUUCAACUUCCUCUUCGGAACUCCAAGUGCUUCCACAGGAGACGGUCGCUUCAGUUCCAACAUCCGUCGUGAGCAUGGAGCAGCAUCGGGCUGCGAGUGCAGACACAUCGAGCGUCUUGAGGCCUAUCCCAACUUCCGUUGCCGACGAGUGGCAGGUCCCUCCAACCGAGGAAAAGGGAACUGCAAGCUCCCAGGCUUCAUACUCCGAGAUGCCCACCACCUCUAGUGAGCUUGUUCCCGCUUCCAUGCCCACCGAAGCUGAAUGGCAGGAUCAUGUGGUUGUGGACGAUACAAGUGCACAGAGUUUGGAAGCCAUCGAACAGCCUGACACUGAGCCACAAGAAGCUUCAGUCAGCGUUGAUCAGCCUGAAGAGCUUAUGGUCGAGUCGAUGGAAGAAAAUCCCGAGGAAGCGAGUGACCUGACUCAGAGCACGAACGGCGAAUUCUUGGGAAAGGAGGUGGAUGUUCAGAUUGAAUCUCUGAGGCUUACAGGAUCCGGUGAAUCCGGGGGUAACACGGCCGAAAAUAUGGAUUCCUUGAAUAAUAUGGCAAUUUGAGCCUCACGACGAUAUGAGAAUGGCAUUGUUUCUUUGGUUAUGGUUUGGGAGAUCUAAUAUUGCUUUUUCUUUUUUCUUCUAUGGCAAUGUUAGCGUUACUGUGAUAUGACUAGUUAUGGCCAUUUGGAAUGAUAUUUAUGAAGACAUCA
Messenger RNA from Aspergillus glaucus CBS 516.65, 2367 nucleotides. RefSeq lists its product as uncharacterized. The transcript has a single exon. Lineage: Eukaryota; Fungi; Ascomycota; Eurotiomycetes; Eurotiales; Aspergillaceae. The coding region runs from base 173 to 2218 and encodes 681 amino acids. The record is from RefSeq and is a predicted model, not a curated record.